Molecule: messenger RNA, 1250 nt
Organism: Hevea brasiliensis (rubber tree)
Lineage: Eukaryota; Viridiplantae; Streptophyta; Magnoliopsida; Malpighiales; Euphorbiaceae
Exons: 1
Coding region: 206-1081 (291 amino acids)
Source: RefSeq, a predicted model, not a curated record
UAAAUAAAUACUUGAAAAUGGAAUCAUUAAUUAAAGGCACGGGAACAUGUAUUUUAUGUGUUUGACGAAAGGUUUUGCAGGUAUAGAAAUGGGAAGAACCUUGUGAAUGCUCUUACCCCUUAGCUUCUCCUGUGUGUCUGUCAUGUGAAUGAUAUUAAAAGAGAAUUGAAAGGCCACAACGCUCGCUCCCAUUCACGUUCCAUCUAUGAUCAACUACUCCUCGUCAGUCCUUAAAGCCUCACCACAUGCUCCUAGCUAUUUGCGAUCCUCUCUUUUUCUUAAACAACAGCGUACUAACCCCAUGAAAGAUCUCUCCUUUUUCCUCCUCAAGAACUCUGUAGCAUCCAAAAUGAGGAAAGGGAUUAGAAAUAUUUGCAAUGGCGAUGGCUCAACAUCUAUCCUCAAUCAAAAGACUUCUCCGCCUAAUAAUAAUAGUGAUUUCUACAAUCAUACUGCAAGUACUAGCGCCAUUCCUUCUCCAACGUUAGAGGAGAUGAUCCUGCAGUUAGAGUUAGAAGAGGAGAUUUCAAGAAAAGUUAAGCUCGAUCAUGGCAUGAGAGGUGGUAGAAUGUCAUGUGUAAGCAGUUCUGACAUCUUACGAUCUGCAAGAAACGCUGCAUUGAAUCAAUACCCUCGAUUUUCCCUUGAUGGGAGAGAUGCUAUGUAUCGAUCUUCCUUCAGGAAAUCAUCAUCAUCGCCAUCAUCAGGACCAAAUUUGCUGCCACAAACUUUGGCAGGGGAAACAGUGGUUUGGUGCAAGCCUGGAGUGGUAGCCAAGUUGAUGGGUCUAGAGGCGAUACCUGUGCCAAUUAUCCAUUUUAACAGCAGAGAAAGAAAUAGCAAGGAAACGUUGAGCUCCAUUAUUAAGAGGCAAAACCUUAGGAGAAGAGUUCAGAGACAUGAAAUGGAGAGAAGGGUUUCAUCAGCAGAUCAUAUUCGCAUGCACAUCUGUGAUCACCGGGGGAGAGGAAGAGGGAGGAUGGCUUCUUGCUCAAACACGACGGAGCUGCCCAUUGAUGGAGGUGGUUGGCCUACCCGUCGAUUUCGUUGCAAAAACUCUAACCUAAUGAUGCAUAACUAAUUAAGGAUCUCUGACAGAUAUCAUAAAUGUUUAAAUUUUAGUGGAUGUUAAUUAAAAAGAAAUUAUGAGGAACACUUGAGAACAAUGCUUAGAAAGUCAAAAUCUUUUUGUUUUUUCUUUUUUUGAAAAUCAAUGUUUAAUUAUAUGUCUUAAUUGCUUAUUUUCAUAU